Molecule: messenger RNA, 1355 nt
Organism: Lingula anatina
Lineage: Eukaryota; Metazoa; Brachiopoda; Lingulata; Lingulida; Lingulidae
Source: RefSeq, a predicted model, not a curated record
UCCAUGAGACCAGCGAGCUUUGAAAUACACUGUGCUCUCCAUUUAAGCAAUUGGAAAUAUUUUCUGCUAUAUAAUUGCCCGAAAUCGGACUGCACCAACAGGGGAACAAAAGCAUAUGUGGAAGAACGGUGUUAAUUAGAUAACAUAUUCGACUAUCUGGAAAUAUCAUUGAUUCGGCGUGCCCUGAUUACUCAGUACAAUGGAGUUAGCAACCGACGAAAGUCUAUUAUUUCCCCGGCGACUCGGACAAAUUACCUCAUUUCUUGUACAAACUUCGGUUUCAAGUAGCGAGAAGCUGCGCCGCUGAGCCGCUGUGAUAACGCACUGCAUACACGAACAAGCAAGCACGAAUCGAAAGCGCUCCAAGUCAAAGUCGGCAUUACACUCACGGAUCUGGGAGACCCGCGUGGCUUUUUUUUUUAACCGACGCAGAUUGCCUGCAAAGAGCACUGACCGUGUUCAAUCGUGCUGAACGACUAAACUGCUCCGCCGUUUGACUGUGACAAUGAGCGACUUUUCACGGCGCAUUACGCGAUUACUGGGAUUUCUGAUAGUCACAGUGUUUCACGUGUCUUCCUGCCUCCCUAGUGAUUGCGACGUCGUCCAGUGUCGCCGUCUCCACUUAAAUAUCACCACGACAGCGCACCUGGUGCUCGGAACCGUAGUGGAGGAAAAGCACCCUUGCAGCUGCAGGGCCUACGAACUCACAGUCGAGUGCCUUAACAAGGUGUAUAACACCUGUCAGUCACUGAGCCAAACCUCGCUCAAUACCCUGAUCUUGGCCAGUGGCAAAGAAUACAAGGCCAAAUACAAAGAAUGUAAAGAAACGACAGGGUCUUACUGCCCAGAGGUGGACCCAAAGAUGGCCACCCGGGAACUGACCACGGCCAGAGUUAGACGGAACCAAGGGAAGACCAAUGUAGCUUCUGUCACAGACGUGAACGCCGCCGCGGCCUUAGGACUCGGUGCUUCUCAACAUGUCGUCGGGUUCUUGCCGUUUCUUGUUGGAGGUAUUUUUGCCAUGACAUUAUGACGAAGAGAGAAAACUGGGAGUUUGUGGUAACAAAUAAAUACACCUGCGUGCAUUUCAUAGGGUUAUGGAGAUCCAAAAGGUAGUCAAAAAACUCAAGGUCAGAUGUGAAAUAAAACUCGUGUAGGCCUACUGUUACAUGAACUCGUAUAUUUGAGACUUGAUUUCUGCGAUUUUAGGUUAAAUGCAAAAUACUGCACUGUCAUCGAUAAAAGCAAUUAUCUGACAUAGUACUUACCACAGCUUGGUUUAUUUGAAUUAGUGAUUUAAAACUUGGAGUUAUUACCACUGCAAAAUAUCAGUGUCUAACAAGGGCGGGGAGGAG